AUGUCGCACUCCCAUCAUGACUCGACGUCCGUGGUCAGGACUCACUACGAUGACAUUCAAUUUGCAAUUGAUAGCAGAUACAAAGUUACACGCGUACUAGGGAAAGGUACAUAUGGUGUGGUUUGUUUAGCAUAUGAAGCCAACGACAAUAGCAACCGUAAAAUUGCAAUCAAAAAAGUCAUGAAGAUCUUUACCAAUGAGACUCUAGUCAAGAGGGCUAUGCGCGAGCUUAAACUAAUGCGCCACUUUAGAGGCCAUAGAAACAUUAUUUCUUUGUUUGACUUAGAUAUGGUCAAACAUGCUCCAUAUGAUGGCUUGUAUUGCUACCAAGAACUUAUGGACUUGGAUUUGGCCCGAGUUAUCCAAGGCCCAAUUGAAUUAACGGAUUUUCAUGUUCAAAGUAUUACCUACCAGAUACUUUGUGGAGUUAAAUACAUCCACUCGGCUCGCGUUAUUCAUCGUGACUUGAAACCUGGAAAUAUUCUUGUUAAUUCUCAAGGGGUAGUCAAAAUUUGUGACUUUGGUCUUGCUCGUGGAAUCAACGAAGAUACAGAGAGUGAACGUAUUAAAAUCACACGCUAUGUUCUGGGUACUCCUCCAAAAGACCUGGUUAUUCGUAUUGCCUCGGUCUAUGCCUGGGACUAUUUUGCUGCAUCUGUUCAAUACCCCAAAAUUCCCUUUGGAGAACUUUACCCAAUGGCAAACAAUGGCGCACUUGAUUUAAUCGAACUGCUUCUUCAAUUUGAUCCUUCAGUCCGUCCCUCAGCUGUUGAUUGUUUGAACCAUUCAUAUUUUAACUUUGUCCGGUCUAUUGAAGAUGAACCUGUGUCUAAAGAAUAUUUUGAUUUUUCUUUUGAAAAAUUAAGUAAUACGGAACUUGAAGUGGAACUAAGAGAAGAGGUCAAAUCGUUUAGAAAAGAAGUGCGCAACGAACCUUAUACCCCAACUAACUAUACCCGUGGUAAACGCUCGAGUGGGGCUCGUAGUAGUCAGUCACAGUAUCACUACCAGCCUCGUACUCAAUUUGCCAAAAAAGAAGAUGGAACUCUCACUACUACUGUUGACGAAAAAAGACAUGAAAUAUGGAAGGCACUUCUACCUGAAAUUGAUCAUGGUCUUGAUAGAGAGUUUGAAAUUGAUGACGAUUCUCGAUGGCCAAAAUUAGAGCUUGAUGAAGUUGACUCUGCAUUGGCUGAUACCCCAAAUGAUAAAGCUCCAGGAGACGAUGGAAUUACUGGCAAAGUUUUAAAGAUGGCAUGGCUAAAUAAAGACUUUAAGGAAAGGUUUUUCAAGCUUCUCCAAGCUUGUGUGAAGUUUGGAUACCACCCAAAAGUCUGGAGACAUGGCAUUAUUGUUGUUAUACCUAAACCUAAGAAACCUGACUAUUCAAUGCCAAGAGCAUACCGACCAAUUUCCUUACUUAAGAUUCCAUCUAAAGUACUGGAAAAAAUUAUACAAAAAAGAAUGACCAAGCUUACAACACACUUACUUCCACCAGAGCAAUAUGGGGGAAAACAAGGUUAUUGUGCUACUGAUGCUGUUUUGGAACUUGUCCAAAGAAUUGAAACUAGUAAAGAAAAAAAUUUCAGCUAUGCUCAUUGA
Molecule: messenger RNA, 1602 nt
Organism: Magnusiomyces paraingens
Lineage: Eukaryota; Fungi; Ascomycota; Dipodascomycetes; Dipodascales; Dipodascaceae
Exons: 6
Coding region: 1-1602 (533 amino acids)
Biological process (GO): intracellular signal transduction; protein phosphorylation
Cellular component (GO): nucleus; cytoplasm
Molecular function (GO): protein serine/threonine kinase activity; ATP binding
Source: RefSeq, a predicted model, not a curated record